UCCCUAUUCCUAACCAAUCGCAAUCUGUAUUCCUUAACCUAACCAAUCCAAGCAACAAAGGUAACAAAUAUUAGCCAAUCGGAGGCAGAGUAAUCAGUGCCAUUACUAUGCCGUCCUAGGAAAACAAAUUACGUCCUGCUUCCUUCGUCAACAUGGCGCCGAUGUUGGCACCGCUGAAAUGCGGCUUUCACUUUCAAAGACGAAAACUAGCGCUUCUCCUUCGACAGACGAGCUCAUAUCAUGUGUGGAGUAAAAGUCGCAGCAACAACGGGACGGACCAUACACGCCAAAAUACAUAUGUGCUGAGUUCCCAUCCACACUUACGAACAGCGUCAUGGAAUAUAAACAAAAGCGAACACGGUCGCCGCAUUUUGGAGGCAGCAAAGCAUUUGCAGGUAACAGACAAACGAACAUGUUGGCACGGACAUGCAGGAGGAGGUCUAAGUUCAGAUCCCAAGAAUGUGCUGAAGGAGGUGAAUUCAUCCCAGAUCCUGUCUGCUAUGCUGUCUUAUGUGUGGCCAAAAGACAGACCAGACCUACGGGCCCGUGUUGCCAUCUCUCUGGGCCUGCUUGGUGCAGCCAAGACCACCAAUGUGAUGGUGCCCUUCAUGUUUAAGUAUGCAGUGGACGAGCUUAACCAGAUGUCGGGACACAUGCUGAACCUGAAUGACGCGCCAAGCACUGUGGCUACCAUGGCAACGACUGUGCUGAUUGGCUAUGGCAUUUCGCGAGCUUGUGCAGCCUUCUUCAACGAGCUAAGGAACACUGUGUUCGGCACGGUGGCCCAGAGCUCCAUCCGACGCAUCGCCAAGAACGUCUUCCUCCACUUGCACAAUCUGGAUCUGGGUUUCCAUCUCAGCCGCCAGACAGGAGCACUGUCCAAGGCCAUUGACCGUGGCACACGGGGCAUCUCAUUUGUCCUCAGUGCACUCAUCUUCAAUCUAGGACCCACAGUAUUCGAGAUGGCUCUCGUCAGUGGUAUAUUGUAUUACAAGUGCGGUGGACAGUUUGCAGCAGUGGCCUUGGGUACCUUAUCGGGAUACACUCUUUUCACUAUUCUCAUCACUCAGUGGAGGACUCGUUUCCGGAUAGAAAUGAACAAAGCAGACAAUGAUGCAGGCAACGCAGCAAUUGACUCCCUCCUUAACUAUGAGACUGUUAAGUACUUCAACAAUGAGAAGUACGAAGCUGAAAGGUAUGAUGGAUACCUGAAGAUCUAUGAGUCAUCAUCUUUAAAAACCACAUCCACACUCGCAAUGCUCAACUUUGGCCAGAGUGCUAUCUUCAGUGUCGGUCUCACUGGCAUCAUGUUGCUAGCCAGCAAGGGCAUUGCAACAGGUACAAUGACAGUGGGAGACCUGGUGAUGGUGAACGGCCUGCUUUUCCAGCUCUCCCUCCCUCUCAACUUUCUGGGUACAGUGUACAGAGAGACCAGGCAGGCCCUGAUAGACAUGAACACUCUGUUCACCCUUCUCAAUGUCGACACCAAAAUUAAGGAGAAGGAUCUCGCCCCGGCUUUAACCAUCACACCACAGGAGGCCACCAUUCGUUUCGAGGAUGUCUAUUUUGAAUACCUGGAGGGCCAGAAAGUCUUAAACGGAGUGUCCUUUGACGUGCCUGCUGGAAAGAAAGUUGCUAUAGUUGGUGGCAGCGGGUCGGGGAAGAGCACCAUUGUGAGGCUGUUGUUCCGCUUCUACGAGCCCCAGCGGGGGAACAUCUACAUAGCAGGGCAGAAUAUCCGAGAUGUCAGCCUUGACAGCCUGAGAAAGGCUUUGGGGGUCGUACCUCAGGAUGCUGUUCUGUUCCACAACACCAUCUUCUACAACCUGCAGUAUGGGAACAUCAACGCUACACCGGAGGACGUGUACCAAGUAGCGCGUCUAGCAGGCAUCCAUGACGCUAUCCUCAGGAUGCCCCAUGGCUAUGACACCCAGGUUGGGGAGCGGGGCCUCAAGCUGUCAGGAGGGGAGAAGCAACGUGUCGCCAUCGCCCGUGCAAUCCUGAAGAAUCCACCCGUACUCUUGUAUGACGAAGCAACAUCAUCCCUCGACUCUAUCACAGAAGAGAACAUCCUCAGUUCAAUGAGGGAGAUGGUGAAGGACAGGACAUCAGUGUUCAUCGCCCAUAGGCUUUCCACAAUCGUAGACGCAGACGAGAUUAUAGUGCUCAAUGGGGGUAAAGUGGCUGAGCGAGGUGACCACCACGCACUCCUCAGCACCCCCGGCAGCUUGUACGCAGACCUGUGGAACACCCAGAACAGCAAAAUCUUGAACAGCAGCAAGAAUUUGGCCGAUGCACCGGCUGAGCGUUUGUCCCAGAAGGAGGAGGAGAGGAAAAAAUUGCAGGAGGAGAUCCUCAACAGUGUGAAGGGCUGUGGGAACUGCUCAUGUUGAGAGAAGCUGCCACCUCCAUGUCUGUCCAUCCCUCACAGAUGGCCUUUGCUGGAAUCCCUGGUCUGUGUUGUAUUGGGAAAAGAGGAGGGAGGGGGGGGGGGGGGUACAUCCCCACUAUCUACUCUCCACUCUCACUCUAGCCAAGCCCUCACCCAUGUGACUAUCCCUCCUCCUCCUCAUGCGAAUAAAGGCCAUUGCUCGCUAAAGUGAAGGAGGAGGAGCAGAACAGGGAGCAAGUGUGUUUAGCACUGGCUGGUGUCCAGAGAUAGAGCUUCCAUGCCAGUAGCCUCAGCUGAAGCCAAGCAUAAGAGACCUUGUAUAUCACAUACGUGUGUGCAAGACAUCUGUUAGUCAACAUGGUUACCCCCCCACCCCCCUUAAUUUCUGACAUCAGGUUUAUUGACAUCUUCCAUUGCACUGGAAACAGAUGAGAGUAUGUGUAAUGAUUUACAUAUGCCUUGAUGUUGACAAGAAAUUUGUAUUGAUUUCAUUUUUUAAAUUAUUUUAAAAGGAAUUUAACCUAUAGUUUGCUCUUCUUCUUUUUUACAUUGAAGAUGUGUACAUAUUACAAAUUAUUCAGCGAUUAGGCUAUCACAGUUCAAAUCAGGAGUGAUUUAAUGAUAUGUUCAAAUGGGGGUUAAAAAAAAGAAAAUCAUAUAACAGACACUUCAGUGUGGCACUGUCAUAACGCACAUUUAUGCUUUAGAUGUCCAUGACAUUAUUUUCAAUACGUGUUCUAAAAAUAUCAAAUUGGCCAGAUAAUGAGGUCUUUUAGAUGCAUCUCAACAUAAUAUGGAUAUUUCGAUUCAUGAACAUACUGAAUGGCACCUAAGUGAAGUAGCAGUAUGGCACAGGCACAUUAUAUAUACUCGGGGAAUGACAAGAAGUAAGUAAUAAAUCAUGAAUGGGUUUCACCAGAAUUGGAGCCACAUUAAGAGGCAACAACUUGAAGGCCUCCUUUGGGAACAUUUUACAGUCAUAUCAUUUAGCCUUUGUUGUCAGGGCUUUUCUAAUUUUAACAGUGUGAUGACGGCUUCUUGGAUUGUAUGAUUAGAACACAUACCAGUUAACGUGUCAUUGUUCAUAUUUAAAGACUGACAGUAUGUGUAUGUCCUCAUUUUCUGAGGGCUGUUUUGGCUGUGAUAUGCACAUUUUGGUAAGAAUCUUGCCAUGGUAUUGUAUCUAUAAAUAAAGAAUGACUAUUUGGGUGUCUUGUACUACACACAA
Molecule: messenger RNA, 3620 nt
Organism: Scomber japonicus (chub mackerel)
Lineage: Eukaryota; Metazoa; Chordata; Actinopteri; Scombriformes; Scombridae
Gene: abcb7
Product: ATP-binding cassette, sub-family B (MDR/TAP), member 7
Exons: 16
Coding region: 153-2393 (746 amino acids)
Biological process (GO): transmembrane transport; intracellular iron ion homeostasis
Cellular component (GO): mitochondrial inner membrane
Molecular function (GO): ATP binding; ABC-type transporter activity; ATP hydrolysis activity
Source: RefSeq, a predicted model, not a curated record